Tetrahymena thermophila SB210 is the source of this 288-nucleotide messenger RNA. RefSeq lists its product as hypothetical. The record is from RefSeq and is a predicted model, not a curated record. Lineage: Eukaryota; Ciliophora; Oligohymenophorea; Hymenostomatida; Tetrahymenidae. The transcript is spliced from 2 exons.
AUGUAGAAAUUUCCUUAAAAAUAUUCUACAUAAUUAAGAUUAGACAAUAAAGGCUCUGUAUAAACAUAUCUUCCAGUUGAUAAUAGCUAUAUGUUUAUAUAUGAUGAAUACACUAAAAGAAAUUAUUAAGGAUUUGAUGAUAAUAUCCUACUUAUAGGCUCUAAAACUGAGCUUAUUCCUGUUUAUGAGUUAAAAGUAAAUGAGCAUUGUACCAGAUUAUCAAUGCAGCCUUUAUAAAUGCAAUUCCCUGUUUUAAAAUCCAAUUCAAAAUUUAUUUCGCAUUAUUGA